This is a messenger RNA of Planococcus citri (citrus mealybug), 1375 nucleotides long. Its product is annotated as speckle-type POZ protein-like. Gene Ontology annotation, cellular component: cytoplasm. The transcript is spliced from 2 exons. NCBI's taxonomy places the organism in Eukaryota, Metazoa, Arthropoda, Insecta, Hemiptera, Pseudococcidae. Gene Ontology annotation, biological process: regulation of proteolysis; proteasome-mediated ubiquitin-dependent protein catabolic process. Gene Ontology annotation, molecular function: ubiquitin protein ligase binding. The record is from RefSeq and is a predicted model, not a curated record. The coding region runs from base 344 to 1354 and encodes 336 amino acids.
UACCUUCGGCUUCGGCAAUUUUAGUUUAAUUAUGGUUUUGGUUAGAUUUGAAGACGGAUGUGAUAAAGUAGAAUUAGGUAUCUGCAUCUAAUGGUGUAAGCACGUGUGUAAUUAAAAUUGUACGUUUGUGUUGUGUUCGAAGAUUGAUUGUUAUUUAAGAACCAAAGUAAGUACCUACCUACCUACUUUAGCUGGAUUGGAUAUAUAAUUUAAUCAUUAAAUUCUAGAAUGUUACUUACGUUACUUUCGUAAAACUUGUACGUCUUCAGUUCAGCUCAUUUUCAUUAUUAGUCUGAUCUGAUUCUAUAUCAAUUUUGUUGUUCUUCAAGUUCUUGUGUGAAGUAUGUCGAAUAAUACCAAAAUUGCGGAAAGUGAAUUAUCCAGCAGUCAUUCAAUGAUCGAUAGAAAAACUUGUGUUUACGUUUGGACAAUCCACUCAUAUCACAUGGACGAAAAUUAUGCAUCUUCAACUUUCGCAGGUGCUUGCGAUGAUUUCAAAUGGUGGUUGGAACUUUUUAGGAGUGAAAACGACGAGAUUAUUGUCAGUCUAAGUCCUGAUCGCAACAAAAAUUCAGAUAAGUGUAGCCCUUUGUCUGGAAACUUGAAGAUUACAUUGUCGAAUAAUGACGGUACAUGGUACCGUUCCAGCGAAGCUUCAUUCCAGUUUGAAUUGAAUAAAACGGACCCAUUCUUUGAACUGGAUAUUUGCGAUGGGAAGGAACUGAAGAAUGGACUGGGAUGCUCAAAUAGGAUAUUUGUUUGGUGCCACGUAGAAUACGGGUACAUGAAAAAACCCGCCAGUCUUUUCGAGUUGACGAGCCUUUCGCGUGAUUUCGAACGGAUUCGCACGGCUGAAGAUCUCAGCGAUGUGACCAUCUCAGUUAAUGGUAAAAAUUAUCCGGUUCAUAAAGUGAUCUUAGCGGCGCGCAGUUCGGUUUUCAAUGCCAUGUUCAGAAAUGAUAUGCAAGAAAACCAGAAAAAUCACAUUAUGAUCACAGAUAUGGAACAAGAAGCAUUCGAAGAAAUGUUACACUACAUUUACACUGGAGAAAUGCGAAGGUUAGACGAAUGGGCCUUCGAAUUACUCCCAGCCGCGGAUAAAUACGAUCUUGAAGAACUGAAAAAAGGGUGUGAAGGAAUUUUGAUCACAAAAUUAUCUGCGGAGAAUGUAGGCAAGAUUUUAGUACUGGCAGAUAUGCAUAAUGCUGAGGAAUUAAAAGCGAGUGCUCUGCGAUUCAUCAAAGUGAAUUAUUCCAAUUGUGGCGAUUUUGAGAAUACAGAGAUAUGGAAAAUAUUGACCGAAUCUCGUCCUAGUUUGAUGAAAGAUAUGUUAGCUGUGGUUUUUGAAAAAUAGGUAAAAUGUUGUUUGAAUUUU